Molecule: messenger RNA, 2780 nt
Organism: Synchiropus splendidus (mandarinfish)
Lineage: Eukaryota; Metazoa; Chordata; Actinopteri; Syngnathiformes; Callionymidae
Gene: trip10a
Product: thyroid hormone receptor interactor 10a
Exons: 15
Coding region: 253-2013 (586 amino acids)
Biological process (GO): signal transduction
Molecular function (GO): protein binding
Source: RefSeq, a predicted model, not a curated record
GAUAUGAGAGCGAGUUUAUCCCUCUUUCCUUCGCUAUGAAAAAUAUUUGGACGAACUAGACCAACGGCUACAAGUCCGGAGAUAAUCGCCCGAUGAUGCUGUUGUUUCAUGUCGUUUGUUGAGAGAACUCUGCGGCGUCGGUGCGAUUUGCCAGCUCGGGAUUAACCUGGUGGCCGCGACCAGCUCCUGGAUAACUUUGGACAAGUUCUUUGUAGUCCGGAGAAGCGGGGAGCUUUGGCCAACAGGCUGAACAUGGACUGGGGCACGGAACUUUGGGACCAGUAUGACAUCAUCGAGAAGCACACACAGUCUGGUCUGGAGCUGGUGGAGAAGUAUGUGAAAUUUGUGAAGGAGAGAACAGAGAUUGAGCAGAACUAUGCCAAACAACUGAGGAACCUUUCUAAGAAAUAUAAUUCGAAACGGAGCAGCAAAGAUGAACCAGACUGCCGGCUCUCCAGCUACCAGUCCUUUUUGGACAUUCUGAAUGAAAUGAACGACUUUGCGGGCCAGAGGGAGCUGAUUGCCGAGAACAUGAUGAUGAACAUUUGCAUCGACCUCACCAAGUACCUGCAGGAGCUCAAGCAGGAGCGAAAGUUGUAUUUGAUGGAGGCCAAGAAGGCCCAGCAGAGUUUGGAGAGCACCUACAAGCAGCUCGACAGUAGUAAAAAGCGCUUUGAGAGAGAGUGGCGAGAAGCGGAGCGAGCAGCGCAGUACGCCGACAAGACGGAUCAGGACAUAAACGCAACAAAGGCCGACGUUGAAAAAGCGAAACAACAGGCCCAUAUGAGAGCACACAUCGCUGAGGAGUGCAAGAAUGACUACGCCGCGCAGCUUCAGAAGUUCAACAAGGAGCAGAACCAGUUUUAUUUUAGUGACAUGCCGCAGAUUUUUAAUAAAUUGCAGGAUCUGGAUGAGAAGCGGGUGCGGAAGCUGGCUCAAGGCUACGUCUUGUUCUCCGACACAGAAAAACAUGUGAUGCCCAUCAUCGGCAAGUGCCUGGAGGGCAUCACGAAAGCCGGCACCAACGUUAAUGAGAAAAACGACUCCAUGGUUCUGAUUGAGCAGAACAAGUCGGGCUUUGAGCGACCCGGAGAUCUGGAGUUCGAGGACUACAGCCAGGGCAUCAACAGGACCUCCUCGGACAGCAGCCUGGGGACACCCAAGGGUCCGAUGGACCUUCUGGGAAAGAACAGAAGCAAAAACUUUUGGCUGUUUAGCAAAAAAAGCAAGCUCUCUUCCUCCACGCUCCCACCUUUCUCGAACCCUCCCGCCCCAUCGCCUGCUAACGGACCCCCGUCCCCCAAGUUCGGCCGGGACCCCCUGUCGUACUGUUUGAAGGAGAUCAAUAAGACAGUCAAACCCAGAAUCUCGUCCUUCCGGACACUCAGAAGAUCGCCCAUGGUGACCGAGGACUUCGGCCAUCUCCCACCAGAGCAACGUCGGAAAAGGUUACAGCAGAAACUUGAGGAAAUCUGCAAGGAGCUACAGAAGGAAGUGGACCAGAGCGAGGCCUUGGGGAAGAUGAAAGAUGUUUACGAGAAGAAUCCUCAAAUGGGGGACCCAGCCAGUCUGGCAUCCCAAAUCAGCCAGACAUCCCAGAAUAUAGAGCGACUCAGGGGAGAGCUCAGCAAGUAUGAGACGUGGCUUGCUGAGGCUGGAGGUCGAGGAGAGAUGCUGCGUUACAAGGCCCACACCUUUAACAACAACGGAGCCCACGACCUUCACAGCCCUGAUGGGGCUCACUCCGAUGAAAGCACCCCGGACGCCUCUCAGGCCAUCUACGCUGAGUUUGAUGACGACUUCGAGGAUGAGGAGCUGACGCUGCCCAUCGGCAACUGCACGGCCAUGUAUAACUUUCCAGGUGCCAGUGAAGGCACCAUCUCGAUGCAGGAGGGAGAAGUUCUGGCCGUGGUGGAGGAGGAUAAAGGGGAUGGCUGGACGCGGGUGCGGAGGAACAACGGCGAUGAAGGCUACAUCCCCACCUCCUACGUCACCAUCUCGCUCAACAAAUGACGCAAACGGACGUCACACAGUCGGGGGACCAAACACUCACGAGCACUACUGGCGGGACCACUGGUGUGUCCACAGGGAGGUCCACACACGGUGCUGAGCGAGAAUGGCGGGAGGCGUGUCGCGCACUGCUGCAGUCAAAGCGGAACCACAGAGAGCAUUUCAUUCUGUCGCCAUUUCAUCUUGUCCGUCUGCGUGGCAGCCAAACCGGGACUGGAGGUGUGUGAAGGUGCUGCUAAGGAAUGUUUGGACCACUAGCCGAUCCGCCCCCUCCUCCUUGCCCCCAUUUUCUCUCCUUAAUGCCUCACUUUUGUAGAUUGAAUUGCACUUGCAUGGGGUCAUGGUGGAUUUGGGGAGGCAAUCAAAAACACAGACAAUCAAACGCCAUAUUUCACAGCAGUAAACAGCCGCGGCUCCUGCCGUCUGUUCCAGUAACUUAUUGACAGUUUCUCAAAAGUUGAACUUUUGCAGCGAUGCACACGUAGGUUGUAGCCUAAAAGGGAGAAACUAAGAUGCUCACAAGUGUUUUAGCUGUAACAACACCACUGUUGUCUUAUUAGCCUUUUUUAACCUUUAAAAAUAAAACAAUAGAAAAUUAAAAUGAUGUCAGAAAUACUCAUCUGUUUCGGUAUUUACCAGAUCCACAACCUUGUUUUAGAACAGGAAGACUCACUCGUCUCAGUGCCUUUCUGGUUUCAAACUUUGUGUGUAUAUACCAUUUUUACAUUUAAGAUAUUUUGUUUUGCAAAAGUAAAUAAACCUGGAGCACA